Molecule: messenger RNA, 2631 nt
Organism: Colletotrichum lupini
Lineage: Eukaryota; Fungi; Ascomycota; Sordariomycetes; Glomerellales; Glomerellaceae
Product: OPT family small oligopeptide transporter
Exons: 6
Coding region: 1-2631 (876 amino acids)
Biological process (GO): transmembrane transport
Molecular function (GO): oligopeptide transmembrane transporter activity
Source: RefSeq, a predicted model, not a curated record
AUGCCCCAACCAUCUAAUGGCAAGUCGUCUGGUACGGCUUCAGGACCCAUGAUGGCGGACAACGAUCGCGGGCUCGAUACCAAAGCGGAGGUGGAGGUCAGUGGGCGCGAGAUCAAUCCCGCCGACUCUACCACCUCAAGAUUCUCAGACCGUGACCCGGUCGAGGACUUGAAAGAGAGGCUCUCGCAAUGGGGUGAGUCAAGUGUCUAUCACGGCUAUGAUGAUGAAGAUGAGCAAGGGUCCGAACAUGAACUUCUCUUAGAUCCGAAUCUGCCCGAAGAGUACGAGACGAGAAUUCGUAACGCGGCAUCGACGCCAAUCGAAGAGGUCGACGAUGAGUUGGCUAUGAAGAGGGAGGAGGAGGAGGACUCACCGUAUCCCGAAGUACGCGCAGCCGUUCGCAACUACGACGAAGAUAUGCCCUGCAACACCAUCCGAGCCUGGACUAUCGGUCUCAUGUUGGUCACUGUUGGUGCCUCAAUGAACACCUUGUUCUCACUACGACAGCCUUCCAUCGGUCUUGGUCCUCUAAUUGCGCAGAUUAUUGCAUGGCCUAUCGGUCAGGGUUGGGCCAAGGUGAUGCCUACGAAGCAGUUCAAGACCUUUGGCAUCAAGUGGAGCUUGAACCCGGGACCGUUCAACAUCAAGGAGCACUCCAUCAUUGUCGUGAUGGCUGGUGUCUCCUUUUCGGUUGCAUACGCUACCGACAUUAUCCUGGCCCAGCUGGUGUUUUACAAGCAAGACUUUGGCAUCGUCUUUCAACUGCUUCUCACCAUUUCCACUCAGUCCUUGGGUUACGGAAUUGCCGGCAUCAUGCGAAAGUUCCUCGUCUAUCCGGCUGCUAUGAUCUGGCCCGGAAACUUGGUCUCCGUCACUUUGAUGAAUGCCAUGUACGAGACGAAUGACAGACCCGAUCCCACUUUCAUUGGUGGCAGCAUGCCUCGAUACAAGUGGUUCGGUAUCAUUGUUCUUGGCUCAUUCUGCUACUAUUGGAUCCCCGGCUUCCUCGCGCAAUUCCUUAGUAUCAUGGCAUUCGCCACCUGGAUUGCCCCGAACAAUGUUAUCAUCAACCAGCUAUUUGGUGGAACGAGUGGUCUGUCACUUCUGCCGUUGACUCUCGACUGGACUCAGAUUUCCGGAUUCGUUGGCUCCCCGCUCAUUCCCCCAUGGCACGCCAUUGCCAACACCCUCAUCGGUGUUGUUACCUUCUUCAUCAUCGGCUGCUCCGUCUUCCACUACAGCGGUGUGUGGUACGCUCAGUUCCUGCCCAUGAGCGACUCGGGCACGUACGACAACACGGGUAACCCGUACAACACGUCUCGCAUCCUUACCCCUCAGCUUACACUGAACGAGGAGGCGUACAAGAACUAUUCACCGCUGUUCAUCAGCACCACGUUCGCCAUGUCGUACGGUCUGUCAUUCGCUGCCAUCGCUUCUUUGAUCGUCUACACCUAUCUGCACAACGGGAAGCAGAUUUGGGCCCAGUACAGGAACAGCAACAAGGAGCAGCCCGAUAUCCACAUGAAGCUCAUGAGGAAGUACAAGGAGGCGCCGACUUGGUGGUACAUGGGCCUCUUCGUGAUCAUGCUUGGUCUAGGUUUCGUGACUGUUCUGUACUACCCGACCAACCUGACCUGGUGGGCCUUCCUUUUGGCGGUGGCUAUUUCGUUCGGCUUCUCGCUGCCCAUUGGCAUUAUUCAGGCUGUCACGAACAACCAGAUUGGUCUGAAUGUGUUGACGGAGUUCAUCUACGGCUACAUCCAACCCGGGCGACCUCUCGCACUCAUGAUCUUCAAGACUUUUGGCUACAUCACCAUGUCCCAGUCCCUCAGCUUCGUCUCUGACUUGAAGUUUGGCCACUACAUGAAGAUCCCGCCAAGAACCAUGUUCAUGUGCCAAGUCGUCGCAACCACCUUCUCCUGCUUCAUCCAGAUCGCCGUGCUCAACGCCGCGUUGAAGAACAUCCCCGAUGUCUGCACGCCGCACCAGGAGAACAAGUUCUCUUGCCCGGGCGGCCGCGUCUUCUUUGCCGCAUCCGUAAUUUGGGGUCUCAUCGGUCCCGCCCGCAUGUUCUCCCCGGGCCAAGUCUACUCCGGCCUCUUCAUCUUCUUCGGCCUCGGCGCCAUCCUCCCCGUAAUCUUCUACUUCGCCGCUCUCAAGUGGCCCAAGUCUCCCGUCAAGUACCUCAUGGCGCCCCUCAUCUUUGGCGGUGCCGGCGCCAUCCCCCCCGCGACGCCCCUCAACUACCUCUCCUGGGGCAUCGUCGGCUACGUCUUCCAGCACCACAUUCGCAAGAAGCAUUUUGGCUGGUGGUCGCGCCUCAACUACCUCACCUCGUCGGGUCUCGACCUCGGCCUGGCGCUCGCCACGCUCGUCAUCUUCUUGGCUUUCACGCUUAACAAGAUUGAGCCACCUAAAUGGUGGGGUAACGAUAUCGUGACUGCAACGAUGGACGCGCAGGGCACGGCUAUCCAGGCGACGCCCGCGCCUGGAACAAAGUUUGGUCCGACAAGCUGGAGAGAGACAUGGGGACAUGUCCCAUGUUCCAUGUUGCUCCUGCCUAUUCCCCCCCAAUUUUGUAAAGGGUGUUUGCUUGGAAAGACCCAGUGGACAUUGGAUACGGAUGAUUAA